Molecule: messenger RNA, 1797 nt
Organism: Drosophila guanche
Lineage: Eukaryota; Metazoa; Arthropoda; Insecta; Diptera; Drosophilidae
Gene: Nt5c
Product: 5'-nucleotidase domain-containing protein 3
Exons: 6
Coding region: 1-1653 (550 amino acids)
Molecular function (GO): 5'-nucleotidase activity
Source: RefSeq, a predicted model, not a curated record
AUGUGUACUGCAGCUGGUCAAAUUUUCAGCGCCCUAUUGAGACAAAGUUUGCUCCUGCGUAAUGUGUACGCGGUCAGGUCGAUAUCAGAACCGAGAUCCCAAUCAGAAUCCCGCGCCCUGAGCACGGAUUCUGGAGCAGCCGUUACAAGGGCUUCUCCUGCAGGGCCAGGAACCCCCACUGUAACCGCUGCCCUAGCUCAAAUAUCGAAUCCAAAAACCGUGAGUGAUUACAAAGAGCUGUACGAAACCACAAAAAAGAAGUUUCAAUCCAAAAAGCUACCCGUGGAUGUACAUCCAGAUGCUGUGUUCGCGUGCAACGAGCUGGACCUCAGCGAGGUACAGGUGUAUGGGUUCGACUAUGACUACACCCUGGCCUGCUACAAGCCCAUUCUGGAAGAUCUUCUGUACAAUUUGGCUAGGGAGAUGCUGGUGAAGCGUUUCAGGUAUCCCGAGGAAAUUUUGGAUCUGGAAUACGAGCCGAACUUCGCUGUGCGCGGGCUGCACUAUGAUGUGGAGAAGGGGCUGUUGGUCAAGCUGGACUCGUUCCUGCAGCUGCAGCUGGGCUCCGUCUACCGGGGGCGAACAAAAGUCGGGGCCGACGAGGUGCUCAAUUUAUAUCACAACCGGCUCCUGCCCAUUGCCUAUGUCGAAGGGCCAAACAAUAGCUAUAGGCACAAUACCAACUCGAAGAUGGUUCAGCUGGCUGAUCUGUUUUCGGUACCUGAAAUGUGCCUCCUGUGCAAUGUAAUCGAAUAUUUCGAGCGUAAUCGCAUCGACUACAACCCCGAGAUAGUUUUCCAUGACACACGAACUGCCAUGGGCUCUUGCCAUCCCAUCAUGCAUGGCAAAGUAAUGGUAAACACCGCCAAGUACAUUGAACGCAAUCCCAAGCUGGUCAAGUUCUUUGAAAAACUGCAGAAUGCCGGAAAGAAUCUCUUUUUGGUCACCAACAGUCCGUUCUCCUUUGUGAACUGCGGCAUGACAUUUCUUGUGGGCGCCAAUUGGAGAGAUUUCUUCGAUGUGGUUAUUGUGCAGGCGCGCAAGCCCAAGUUCUUCACCGACGAAUCUCGGCCCAUUAGGCUCUUUGAUGAGAAGACGAGAUCCCAUCUGUGGGAUCGUGUCUUUAAUUUGGAAAAGGGAAAAAUAUAUUACGAAGGCUCUGUGCGACAGCUGCAGGAACUGAAGGGCUGGCGCGGUCAUUCGGUGCUUUAUUUUGGCGAUCAUCCGUACAGUGACCUGGCGGACGUCACUCUGAAGCACAGCUGGCGGACAGGUGCAAUCAUCAGUGAGCUAGCGCAUGAAAUCAAGACCCUUAACCGAGAGGACUUCAAGAUGAGCGCCAACUGGCUUCAGAUGCUGACGCAGCUUAUCGAGGAGACACAGGACGACGAGAGUGAGCCCGCCCAGGCUUGCCUGCGCGAAUGGAUGGAGGAGCGGGAUCAGUUGCGCAACAAAACGAAGAACGUGUUCAACGAGCAGUUCGGGAGUGUGUUCCGCACGUACCACAAUCCAACGUACUUCUCGAGGCGGCUGUUCCGAUUUGCCGACAUCUACACAAGUGACAUAACCAACUUGCUCAAGUUCUCGACCACGCAUACGUUUUAUCCGCGUCGUGGCGUGAUGCCCCACGAAUAUGCCUCGCACUUUAUUUAGAUGUCAGGAUGUUUAGUUUUUGUAAUCGUAGGACAAAAAGUGCCAGUGCUGAAGCAUGCUUGUAGCUCGAAACUAGUUGAAUUUAUAUUGUGUAUAGCGUUAUUUACAUUGUUGCUCAAUUAAAUCGUUGUAAAAGUUAUUGAA